AUGUCAGCGGAUCUGUCGGCGGUGACACGGGAGGCUUCGGCGUCGGGCGACACACCCACCUGCGCCCCUCGACCACGACCCCCUGCGUCCCUCAACCACGGCCCCCUGCGUCCCUCAACCACGGCCCCCUGCCCCCCUCGACCACGGCCCCCUGCCUCCCUCAACCAACGGCCCCCUGCCCCCCUCAACCACGGCCCCCUGCCCCCCUCAACCAUCGGCCCCCUGCCCCCCUCGACCACGGCCCCCUGCCUCCCUCAACCACGCCGACCCCCCCUGCGUCCCUCGACCACGGCCCCCCUGCCCCCCGCGACCACGGCCCCCUGCCCCCCUCGACCACGGCCCCCUGUCUCCCUCAACCAAGGCCCCGUGCCCCCCUCGACCACGAGCUCGAACGAGAGGGCUGCUCCUCCGCUGACCUCCGCUAACCGAGUUUCACGGCCGCUAAAUCAGAGUCAUGAUCACGGCCCGGGACCAGAACGAGCCGAGGAGGCACAGGGGAACUCAUCACACGGGGCCAGGACUGCACCAAGACGAGAGAGACGCAAUUUAGAGUUAGCUUCAUUCCCUUCGGAGCUGUUUUAA
Molecule: messenger RNA, 582 nt
Organism: Knipowitschia caucasica
Lineage: Eukaryota; Metazoa; Chordata; Actinopteri; Gobiiformes; Gobiidae
Source: the annotation of a GenBank genome assembly